AUGGAUGCUGAUUCAUGGAGUGCUCGUCUUUCUUCAGCUUCUAAGAGAUACCAAUCAGCUCUUCAAUCACGAUCUGAUAUGUUCAUGGGGUUUGAAGAAAUUGAUGGAGAUGAUGAUAUAAGAGAGGAGUUUCCAUGCCCAUUCUGUUCCGAAUAUUUUGAUAUUGUUGGGUUGUGUUGUCACAUUGAUGAUGAGCAUCCCGUGGAAUCAAAGAAUGGGGUUUGCCCAGUUUGUUCAAUGAGGGUUGGGGUUGACAUGGUUGCGCAUAUAACCCUACAACAUGGAAAUAUAUUCAAGAUAUCCUUUUCUAUUGAGUUAUUUCUGGCUUUGAAACGCAAGAGGAAAUCACGUAGAGGUGGACCUCAUUCAACCCUUUCUUUGUUGAGGAAAGAGCUGCGAGAAGGAAAUCUACAAUCCCUUUUUGGCAGUUCUUCCUGUAUAGUUUCCUCAUCCAAUGCAGCACCUGAUCCGUUAUUGUCUUCAUUCAUUUUACCCAUGGCUGAUGAUUUCACGAAUUCUCAACCUUCCUUUUUGUCUGAAACAAGCUCGGCCAAGAAAAGCUUGGAUGGGAAUGUUUCAGAACGAAAUAGGAAGUCACCUCCCAUGUCAAUUAAGGAUAAGGAAGAGAAGGCGAAGAGGAGUGAGUUCGUACAAGGGCUGUUGUUGUCUACAAUUCUCGAUGACAUUUUAUAG
This is a messenger RNA of Dovyalis caffra, 693 nucleotides long. Lineage: Eukaryota; Viridiplantae; Streptophyta; Magnoliopsida; Malpighiales; Salicaceae. The record is from the annotation of a GenBank genome assembly.